AUGUCCAAAAAAUCGAUUAUUAGAGAAUUAUACUUCUCUCCAAAUAAAUUAUGCUAUUUUUGAAAUUCUAUAAAUAUAAAAAUGGGCUGCAUGUCUUCAAAAGGAGUAAAGGGAGGUGAUAUUGAACCAGAGCAAAAAAUAACAAUUGAGUUAAAAAAAUCCCCUGAAGUGGUAUGUGAAUGAUUCAAUGGAGAUAAAGUUGAGACAAUAACGAUGUUUCAAGCCGAUAUGAAUCCUGAACAAAUAUAUAAUAUUUUUACUAUUAAAAACACUGAAGGAGAAUUAUGUUAUCUUGUCUCAUCAAAAUUUGAAGGGAAUACUGAAGAAAAAGGUACAAAUUAUUUGAUGACUGAUUUGAAAUGUUGCCAUAAGUAUGCAAAUAAUCAGAAGCCUAAUGAAAAUCCAAAGGAAUUAAAAUGUAAAUCACUGAAAGAAAAGACCCUAAUUGAAGUCACUAAGGCUCUUCCAAACAAAUGACCGGAUAAAAGUAGCAGAAGCUGUGCCGACGAGAUUUAUAAUAGUCUUAAUUAG
Molecule: messenger RNA, 531 nt
Organism: Blepharisma stoltei
Lineage: Eukaryota; Ciliophora; Heterotrichea; Heterotrichida; Blepharismidae
Source: the annotation of a GenBank genome assembly